GGCCGUAGUAAGCGCCAGUGUAGUCAGCGGCUACACGGUGAGCGGUGUGAAUGAUGUCGCUGGCUUUGUAACACUCAAUGAAGUACCUUCCAAACCACGUAAGUACUAAAAAUACACCAGAAGACAAGUUGCUUAACGGGAAUUAAGAGAAACACUGCAGAAUACCGGGGCUUCCUAUUCUACGCACCAGAAUUUAUUCCGAAUUUAUCCCAAUAUAAUCUGGACUGAACAAAACAAAUACCGGCCAUCGGUGUCCACGUAAAGGAGAUAAUUUCGCGUCGCGGCGUUAUUUUCCAAGGCUUUGGUGCGAGGAAGCUUAGCACUAGCUAUGCAAUGGAUAUUAUUCGAAAGAGGCCUUUAAACAGCGGGGAAACCGGGCUUGCACGCUAAGCUCGUUGGUCGUAAUAAGACCAUAGAGUAUCCUGGUAGCUAGCAAAAGCCCCUUUCUUUUUAAGAUCCACUUUGUGGUUACCGUGCGUUUGGCUGCUGUAUUUGCUACCAGGCUCGCUUUGUUUGGUUUUUGUUUCUCAUUCAAUAUAUUCAGCUAGUAGUUUUAUCUGUACAUCAGAUAAUUUUUUGGCUCUUUAUUUGUUUAGAGUCCGAUUCAGUGUUUGGUGUAUCUACUAACUUGCAGAGCCGCUGUGCAAAGUGUAUUUAGCAAGCCAGACAGCCACAUUCAUUCAGCCCAUCCGUAAAAACUAGCUACACCAAGCAGGCUUGCCUUUGCCCGGCCAGAUCUGGAAAACUUGGGGUGCUGUGCUACCCUUAUAUCUAACCAGCCAUCUAACGACGUUACACAGCCAGCCAGAUAGCUCCAAGUCCCCAUUGCAAUCGAGAUGCAGAUGCCUGCCAAUGCAUCCGUGUCCAGGGAUCAUAAACCUUAAUAUCUCGAUUGCAUUUUUUGCAUAAAGCUACCUAAUGUUUGGCAGAGUUGCUUUUGUUUGUUUUUUAAAGCCGGGCUCUCGCUAGCAGCCGAUAUAGGGGGGAUUUGCAAUGCAAACAAACCGUCGUUUUCUUGGACUCGCACUCGAAUGUUAUUUUUAGAAACUGGCAUUUUUUUUUUAAAUGUUGUGUCAACGUGCGACGUUGUGACUGUUAUAUAGGGAAUAUGCACUGAGCGAUGCUCCGUUGGACUGGACUCUAAGUAUGUGCAUGGAUUGUGUCUAAAAAAGAGGAUUUUUUUUUAUCAGGGAGAAUAAUUUGCAUUAAUAUUCCCAAGCGUUUCAGGUAGCGUCCCCUCGUUUUUGUGCCGAACGGUUCCCCUGGCGAUCCCCCUUUUUUUACACUAAUGAACAUACGGCGAUCAAAUCCCGUCCACUUAACGCGUUAUGGGAGGCCGAGGCGCAAAGCGCAGGACUUAGAGGAGUCGUCUUAUCUGAGCGAGUCCGCACAAAGUUUCAGUCCCAAUUUGGGAUCGCCGAGCCCCCCGGAGACCCCCAGCUCGCCGCACAGCGUCUCCUGCAUCGGCAAGUACCUGCUGCUGGAGCCGCUGGAUGGGGACCGCGCGUUCAGGGCCGCGCAUCUGCACAGCGGAGAGGAGCUGGUGUGCAAGGUGUUCGAUAUCGCUCGAUAUCGAGAAUCUCUGGCUGCGUACUUCUGUCUCUCGGCGCACAAAAACCUCAACCAGAUCAUGGAGAUAAUCCUGGGUGACACCCUGGCUUACGUGUUCUUCGAGAAGAGCCACGGCGACAUGCACUCGUUCGUGCGGACUUGCAAGCGGCUGCGUGAGGACGAGGCGGCGCGCCUCUUCUAUCAGAUAGUGUCGGCCGUCGCUCACUGCCACGACAACGGCCUUGUGCUCAGAGACCUCAAGCUGAGAAAAUUCGUCUUCACUAACGAAGACAGGAGCCUCAUUAAGUUGGAGAGCUUGGAGGACGCGUACAUCCUGAAGGGAGACGACGACUUCCUGUCAGACAAGCAUGGCUGCCCAGCCUACGUCAGCCCGGAGAUCCUGAACAUGAGCGGCAGGUACUCCGGCAAGGCGGCGGACGUGUGGAGCCUGGGGGUCAUGCUCUACACCAUCCUGGUGGGCCGCUACCCAUUUCACGACAUCGAGCCCAGCUCCCUGUUCAGCAAGAUCCGGCGGGGAAAGUUUAGCAUCCCCGACACGCUGACGCCGAGGGCCAAGUGCCUCAUCCGCAGCAUGCUGAGGCGGGAGCCAGUCGAGAGACUCACGUCCCGGGAGAUCUUGGACCACCCGUGGUUUUCCGGAGAAUUCCACGGGCCUGGAUUGGGGUGUGGGACGGGAGAGAAGGACGUGUCAGAUCAGGUCGUUCCUGACGUGAAUAUGGAGGAGGAGAAAUUCUUCAAUUGAAGGGGGUCAUCCCUCCAGAAGUCCCCAGGUCGGAAAUCGGGAAGUUAAGUGAAGGACGUCGUAAUUCCAUCCAGGUGGGAGCUGGGUUGAUCCCAGCAAGGAGCAGGGGGUCGUCUCAUGUGGAUCGUCAAGGAGCUGCUUGUCACAAGAAGUACAUAUGCAAUG
This is a messenger RNA of Paramormyrops kingsleyae, 2479 nucleotides long. RefSeq names its product tribbles homolog 2-like. The record is from RefSeq and is a predicted model, not a curated record. NCBI's taxonomy places the organism in Eukaryota, Metazoa, Chordata, Actinopteri, Osteoglossiformes, Mormyridae. Gene Ontology annotation, cellular component: nucleus. Gene Ontology annotation, biological process: positive regulation of proteasomal ubiquitin-dependent protein catabolic process; regulation of MAP kinase activity; protein phosphorylation. Gene Ontology annotation, molecular function: mitogen-activated protein kinase kinase binding; ATP binding; protein kinase activity.